AUGGGUCACUUGCAUACUUUCUGCAUACACGCUAGGGAGGCUGGAAUUCCGGUGGAAAGGUACCUGUACGGUCCGGAUAUGCGAGCUGGUGGAUCCCAGAGCGCUCCUAGAGCGGUUGGGGAUAGCUGGCUUGUUCUGGUUGGCGGGAAACCACGACCACUGGGGGCCAGGCCACGUGUGGGUGGAACAAUGGAUGGGGGACAGGGAAGUGGGGGUGUCGCACCCACGAGUAUGUCUGAGGAUGAAGUGGUGGUGGCUACGGCAAAGCGUCGUAGGCAUGAGACGAAGGGGGAGGAGGGAAGUGGGAAUGAGGAGGUAACAGUUGCAGCUGUUCGACAGAUUGUGGGCCUAGCGUCCAGUAAGAAGCCUGAUUUCGUGUUCUUGAUGGAGACCAAGGUGCCACGGAUACAUGCAGAAAGGAUCCGUGUUACGCUUGGGUAUGAAGGGUUAUUUUAUGUUGAUAACGACGGCUUGAGUGGAGGAAUGGCGCUUUUAUGGAAGAAGAAUAAUACGGUGAGACUUUUGAGUUACUCGCAGAGUCAUAUUGAUGUGGAGAUAAGCUUGUUUAAUAAGUUAUGGCGCAUGACAUGUAUCUAUGGUGUCCCCGAGCGUGGUAGGCGGGAGGAAACAUGGGAAUUACUUGGCACGCUGAAGACUAGGUCCUUGUUGCCCUGGGUGGUGAUAGGGGAUUUUAAUAAUCUACUAUACCAGCAUGAGAAGAAGGGGGGAAAUCCGUAUCCUAAUAGUUUGCUACGGGGUUUCGGUGAUGCUGUGGAUGACUGUGGUUUGAUGCAAAUGCCAAUGAGGGGCCAUCAAUAUACGUGGCAGAAGGGAAAGGGCACGCCGAAUUGGAUAGAGGAAAGAUUGGACAAAGCUUUAAUAACGAAUGAUUGGGGUCUGCUCAAUGAGAAUGCAUGGCUGGAGAAUAUUCGAACCCGGGCCUCGGAUCAUUCGAUCCUAUUCCUCAGCAUUCAGGCGUUUUGCAUGCCAAGGAGAAGGGGGCCGCGGAAGUUUAGAUUUGAAAUGGCUUGGCUUUUGGAUGAGGGGUGCAAAGAAGUAGUUGAAACGGCCUGGCAGGAGGGGAGAACGGAGGGAUUGCUGCAUUGUCAGCAGUUGUGUGGGGAAAAGUUGAUGCGGUGGGGUGGAGAUCAGUUUCAUAAAUUCGGAAAACGAAUUAACCACCUGCAGCAGAGGCAAGAUGCCAUACGGAAUAGACGAGAUGUGGUGGCUUUAGCUGAAUACCAACAGAUUGAGAAUACCAUGAAACGAGUAGAGGUCCAGGAGGAUGUGUUUUGGAGGCAGCGGGCCAAGCAGCACUGGCUACGCGGGGCUGAUGCAAAUACAAAAUUUUAUCACAGUAUUAAAUGUGAUGCUGGUAACUGGGUGGAGGGGGAUGGUAUGCAUGCUGCUAUACAGACUUACUUUGAAAAUAUUUUUGCCUCUAAUGGAUUGAGUUGUGAUGAUCCACUUUUUGGGGUCCUAGCCCCACGAGUAACGUUGGAGCAAAAUAUGAUGCUAGACCGCCCUUUUGAAACUGAUGAGGUUAAAGAGGCUCUUUUUUCAAUGUAUCCGGAUAAGGCACCGGGUCCGGAUGGUUUAAAUCCGGGUUUCUACCAGCAGUUUUGGGAGGUAGUGGGAGAAGAUGUAUCAGGCUUUAUAAUGAAUGUUUUGAAUUCCUGUGUAUUCCCUGAGGGUUUGAAUGAUACUAACAUUGUCUUGAUACCGAAGAAGGAGAUGCUUGAGACAGUUGCAGAUUUAAGGCCGAUUACAUUAAGUAAUGUCAUUUACAGAAUUAUGGCCAAAAUGAUAACAAAUAGGAUGAAAACACUAAUGGGAGGAUUAAUAUCAGAAUCCCAAAGUGCUUUUAUCCCGGGAAGGCUAAUCACUGACAACAUCCUGGUGGCAGCAGAGGUGGGACAUUAUCUGAAUAGAAAGCAAUGUGGUAUAGUGGGAUGGAGUGCAUUGAAGAUAGAUAUGUCAAAGGCCUAUGAUAGAAUGGAAUGGAACUUUCUGGAAAAAAUGCUGACUGUUAUGGGUUUUAGUGAGAAGUGGAUAAAACUCAUUAUGAUGUGUGUUACGACUGUUAAUUAUACUGUAAUGGUCAAUGUUUGUCAGUCAAUUGAGCGAACUAUGAAUAAGUAUUGGUGGGGCAGUGGAAGAGAAAGGGGAAUACAUUGGAAGGCAUGGGACAGGAUGUGCAUACCAAAGAAGUAUGGUGGUAUGGGUUUUAAAGAGCUGAGGGCGUUUAACCUAGCAAUGCUGGGUAAACAGGCAUGCCGUUUUUUGACAGACCCAGAAACACUCGUAGCUAAAAUUUAUAAGGCAAGGUAUUAUCCCACAACCAGCUUUACAGAUGCAACUAUUGGUAAUUGCCCAAGUUACUGUUGGAGAAGUAUAAUGGCAGCCCAUGCAAUGGUAGUCUCAGGGGUGCGGAGGAGGAUUGGGAAUGGACAGACAACUUUAAUAUGGGGGCACCCGUGGUUACGAAAUAAUCCCAACCCAUUGAUUCAAACAGAGAUGCCACAGCAAUUGAGAGAGGCACGAGUUGCAGGACUGAUUGAUUUACAGACUCAUACCUGGGAUCCGCAUAUUUUGCCUGAUUUAUUUCUUCCUGAAGAUGUGGAGCGAAUAAAUAUGAUCCCUGUUAGUCCUGAGUAUGAGGACUCAUGGUAUUGGGUGAGUGACCCAAAGGGGACAUAUACAGUAAAGAAUGCCUAUAGGCGUAUUGUGGGUGAUUAUGAGAAUAAUCCAGCGAAUUUUGAUAAAUGGGUUGCAAUACUCGUUUACAACAUGACUAAAAGGGGCUAUGGCGGCAUUGACGGAGGAGCAGACCCGGUUAAUGGUAGCAGUGUUAUAUUAUAUUUGGAGAACCCGGAAUUCAGCUGUCUGAAAGGGAUCAAUGAUGCGCCCUACCCAAUUGGUCAGAGCACCGUAGCACUGCACGCAUACGGCACUGCCCAUGCCCGCCGAACCGAGCCCGCACCGGCGACGGACCACUUGAACGGUCCAGGGGAGGAUGGUCUACGGUGUUAUGUGGACGCGGGUUUCCGGCACGACACGGGAGUCCUUGCCUUUUAA
This is a messenger RNA of Ipomoea nil (Japanese morning glory), 3078 nucleotides long. RefSeq lists its product as uncharacterized. NCBI's taxonomy places the organism in Eukaryota, Viridiplantae, Streptophyta, Magnoliopsida, Solanales, Convolvulaceae. The transcript is spliced from 5 exons. Gene Ontology annotation, molecular function: catalytic activity. Bases 1 to 3078 code for a protein of 1025 amino acids. The record is from RefSeq and is a predicted model, not a curated record.